Molecule: messenger RNA, 2280 nt
Organism: Cynara cardunculus var. scolymus (artichoke)
Lineage: Eukaryota; Viridiplantae; Streptophyta; Magnoliopsida; Asterales; Asteraceae
Product: transcription factor SPT20 homolog
Exons: 2
Coding region: 200-2035 (611 amino acids)
Molecular function (GO): protein binding
Source: RefSeq, a predicted model, not a curated record
UACUCCGCCGCCACCGUCGCUCUCCGCCACCGCUGCCACCGUCGCCACAACCACCACCACCGCCACCUACCCUGAUUCUCUAGAUUCUUCCCCUCGUUCCCGCAACACCGAUUCCUGGGGCGAGGACAACUCUCUAUACCCAUCUAAUAAUGGCACUACGACGGCGCUGCCGCAACUGGGCUUGACCAAGCUCCGACUGAUGUGCAGCUAUGGCGGUCACAUAGUCCCUCGUCCCCAUGACAAGUCCCUCUGCUACGUCGGUGGUGAUACACGAAUUGUCGUCGUUGACCGCCACACGACUCUCUCUGACCUCACUCUGCGGCUCUCCAAAAUCCUUUUCCGAUCUUCUUCUUCAUCCUCGUUGACGUCUACAACGGCGUCUGUGUUUACGCUUAAGUAUCAGCUCCCAUCGGAAGACCUCGAUUCGUUGAUCUCCGUUACCACCGACGAAGACUUGGAGAACAUGAUCGACGAAUAUGAGAGGUUGAAUUCCUCCUCUGACGUCAACAAAUCGUCACGGCUUCGUUUAUUCUUGUUUCCGACCAAACCCGAAUCCGUUUCCUCAAUCGGAUCGCUUCUAGAAAACAGCACUAAAUCGGAAGAUUGGUUUCUUAACGCUCUAAACGGUACAACGUCGGGGUUUUCCGAUACUUCGUCGGUGAAUUGCUUAUUAGGUCUGGAUGACGAUGCUUCCGUCCCGGAGAAAAAGGAUCUCGAUCACAAGGGUGUAAUUGGCAAAAAUCCCAAAGGGAAUAAUUCUGCACAGGAUGUUCGUUCGGUACCCGAUUUAGAGAGGACGUCUUCGUUCGGGUCUGCUUCGUCUUCUCCAUCGUUGGCUAGCUUACCGCCCAUUAGAGUACAUGUGGAUGAUAAUCAGAAGGUUGGGGGAAUUGAGGAGCAGUUUUCUCAGAUGAGCGUACGGCCGCAACACCACAAGCAUCAAGACGAUGGGGGUUACGUGGCUGCGCCUGCUCCGGUGGUUGUUACCGGUGUGCCAAUGAAUUCUCCGAAGCGAGUUUUGUCUGAGGAUGAGAGAUCGGAGCAGGGUUCGCAAAUUGCUUAUCAAAAGCAUCAACAACAGCAGUAUCAGCAAAAACAAUCUAUGGGUUUUGAUUUGGCUUCUUCGGAUUCAGUUUCGAGUGAUGGUAGACAAAAGCCGCCUAUGAUUUAUCAGGAUCAAUUGGUACAAAUCCAAUCUUCUAAUAACAACAAUCGAACUACUGAUCUGAAUAACCCCCCUGAUCAGAACACUAGAAUUCAGAUGCAACAACAACAACAACAAAUUGCAGAUUCUGCUUAUUUAAUGUCAAUAUCAACUACCCAAGUUGAUACACAACAUCCUCAACUCCACCACCAACAACCACAGUUUAUUCACACCGCCGUUCCACCACCACAGUACAUCCAACACCACCCAUCUGGGGCGGUUCCCAUGGCAUCUUACUACCAAAUGUACCCAUCCCAGAACCAACACCACCCUCACCAUCCAGCCAUCGAUCAGCAGAACUUUGUGUAUUAUAUGCCUGCUAGGCAGGCGCCUCAUGGCUACAACCUGCAAAUGCAGCAGCAGCAGCAGCAGCCGCAGCCUACUAGUUACGCCGAGGCACCUCCUGCAUCUGCCACCACCCUUCCCCAUAAUCAACCACCACCUUCGUCAUACACCACCUCUAGGACUGCUCAAACCCCGAAAAGUGACUUACCUGCCGGAGUCUUUGGAACAACGAAUUCUGGUGGUUCUCAAUUUGUUCAGGUUCCUUCUAGCCAACAUCAGCCUCAGCCUCAGCCUCAGCCUCAGUAUGUUGGGUAUUCGCAGAUCCACCACCCUUCUCAGUCAGUUGCUUCUUCUGUUGCUGGUGGUGGAGCUAACUACGGGUAUGAAUACGCUGAUCCAGCACAAAGACAGCAUAUGUACUAUGCCGCUCAGCAGUUGCCGCCUCAGUCCGCUGCUCAAUAUCAAACUGUGACUGGUGAAUCUGGUUCUUAUCUUCCUGCAGAUAGUAGUACAAAGCAACAACCGGGGAGAACUCCACAGCCAUGAAUUGACAGGUGAAUUUCUGGGAAAGUUUUGCAGCAAAUUUGUUUCUGUUUUCUCUUCGUGUUCUUGAUUAUAUGUCGUCUAUCUUGUUAUUUGUGUUGGUUGUUGGUAUGUGUUUGUGAUAGGUAAUAAGAACAACUCAGAAAAGUUCUUUUCUUUUACUUGUGUAUUCUUCUAUUGGAUGAUAUCUAUAUCUCCUAUUAUAUGCCAUGUUAUUGCUAGUGAAAAUGAAUAGUGGAUUCUUGAAA